AUGGAUGCUUUUCAGUCGGGCGCGCCGCGGCUGGCGGGUUGUGAAGGCGCAGGACGCAGGCCUUCUGAGGAGUACACCUCCCGCUACACGGUCGUGAAGAACUCAUGGAAGGGGAGUUACAUGCGCAUCUUUUGCAUCGGACCCCAAAAGGUGGCGACAAUCAACCCGCAAAGUAUCUUCCGCGUCACCAACAGCUGGGACUACACGUCUCAGCUCGUCGAUGUCGUGGCUUCUGCAGGCAGCCUGACGGGCUUCACGGUCACCACAGGCAGAACAGGGAAGCCAGACACAAUGAACUUUCACUGCAAUACCGCCAUGGAGCGUGCGGCGUUGCUCACGGAUGUGCAACGAAACCGCCCAAUAUUUGAUGUGAGGUACAGACAGCAGGCCUUUGCCCAUCUGUUUUUUGCCCGCAAGUACUGCUUUGAUGAGGGGUACCGCAACUGCCGUCUUCGCAUCACAAACGUCGCCGUAGAGCAAUUGAACCACGACGGAAAUGUGGUGGGGGUGUAUUUAUUUAUGCAUAUUAAAGGACUUACCUCAAUUCAAGACAACCCACGUACCCUUGUUGUUCUGUACGGCCCGCAGCUAAAGAUGCACCUGUAUGAAAUGGACGAUCCUCAGCAGGUGGUCUCACUUACGGAGGAGUUUGCGAGGCGGUUUAUCGGUCUUCCGCCCUUCCGUAAGGUGCGGCGGCUAACUCAGCAGCAAUUUGACACCGACCGUCUUGGCGUGGAUCGGGCGGAGUUGGCGCCGACGGCCGAGUUCCCUGUGAUGAAGUGGAGCUCGAAGCACCCCGACACUCCCGUGCGGCGCACGUUAGCGACAACGCAAAAGUGUCUUUUGGAGCUGGAUUCCUCCACAUAUACCCCCGUCAGUGUCUUCUUUUUCGCGGACGUGUGUGCGCUCAUACGCUCUGAGGGGGACAACCAGGGGCUGAUGCUUCAGUUCAAGGAGCCGGCGAUUACGAAGCGAUACACGUCCCCGAUGCGGGAUGCGCUGCUAGCACACCUCGUGGAUUGCUGUCGCGGAGCCCGCAAUCUUAAUGUGUGUGUGAUUACAAACCUCUUUGAUCGCGGAAAGCGCGCGGCGCCGUGCGGGACGCUUAUCCCGGAGGAGAUUGAGAGUACACUCCUGAACUGCCUCAUUGACCCUAGCAAGGGCGGUGGCGCGUUUGUCUUGAGUUUCCCAGAGGUGGUGGAAUUUUUCAACGCCAACAUCGAGUACAGUGGACUUCGCUUCACCGAGAAUCGUGAGGGAUUCUUUGCGGAGAACCGGGAAAAGAUGAUUUUUAGCGCCCUCGUCACGUUGUUAAGCAGGUUCCCCGUGAGUGAUGAUCCGUUGGUCGUGGUGCAGCAGUUUUAUGCCCUCCGACGACUAUGUGUCACUCGCAUUGGGUUUAGCUCCGCCGCCGUCGUGCCGUCCUUUAUGAAAAGCAUUCAGUCUGUGAGUGUGAGAGCGCUAAAAAUGAACAAUGUUGCCGUUUCGCAUGCGGUAAUCGAUUUCCUUGGCGUUCUCAUGACACCCCACCACGACCACUACGAGUUAGGUCAUGAGAAGGCGAACAAAAAUCACCUACUCGGACAAGAGCAGCUCGUGCAGCAUUUGCUUCGGCUGCUAAGCGACUACACCACAGCGGAUAGUGCGGCUCUUGUCGUGCAAGCCUUGUUGGAUUUCUUCGUUUACGCCUUGUGCCCGCCUUACUCUGAGUCGACAGAAGCCACAUUAUUUGUUUCCUUGAUGAAUGAUUUAGUUGAUACAGCAGGGACAGAGCUCCUUGUACUCAUGCAGCAUAGCUGCAACGCCAUCAGCUACAGCGCUGGACAGCUGAUUCGUGUGAUCAUGGAGGAGGGAACAAGUGAGCAAUUCUUUGCCAUGCAGCUGGCCGCCCUUCGCCAAGGUGGCAUCCUUGGCCAGCUUCAUUUAGCCAUAUUUGGUAACAACCGUGAAAUACGUGAUCUUGCCCGUCAACUCAUUGCGUAUUGGACCUACCAAAACACGGACAUGCAAGAUCUCCUGCGGUGCAUAUUUCCUCCGGCAUUGUUGCACUACCUUCAAUCCUCUGAGGAUGCCCCGGAAGACGAGAAGGAAAAGGAACGCCAGAGGAGUGUUGUGGCCAUGACGGAUGAAUUUUGGGAGUCGAAGAUUGGGUUAUUUAGGAAGCGGUUUCACCCGAGCGAGAUCCUUUCGAGAGCUGGGGGUCAGCAUCCAUCCACGGCGCGGAGUGAGAGCGCGUCCAGGCGCCAUAGAGAGGUGAAGGUGAAGACGACGCUGAACUGGCCCAUGUUUUUCUAUGAAAUUAAACAGGACCACAUGCGAGCGGAGUUGAUUUGGAACCAUACCACAAGAACGGAGUUACGUGCGGCCUUAGAAGCCGAGAUGCAGGCCCUAAAGCUGGGAAUGUCGCUACGUCAGGAGGAGCCCGUCUCGUGGAAUUACCGGGAGUUCGAGGUGCGCUAUCCAAGCCUUGACGAUGAACUUAAGAUUGGGCAGCACUACCCGCGUUUACUCUUUGAGAUGAAAGACGCAGUCAUUUCUAAGCCGAAGGAUUUUUUCAACGACAUGUAUCAUCGUUUUCUUCUCUCACAAGAACCCAAAACCAAGCUGAGUUGCUUGCAUGGCAUGUCGAUUCUCUAUGAACAUUACGCCGCGGCUAUUGGACAAUUCAACGAUCUGGAGUACAUUCUGAAGAUGCUGGAGACGACGAUGGAUCCCAACUUCCGCGACCGUUUACUUCUUUUCAUCCUACAGCUGCUGCGCGCUCGACCCAACGUGAAGCUCUUUUUGGACUGCGGUGGAUUAAACCCACUCGUGGAUCUCUUAACACUUGCCCACCUACACGUGGACAGGCCCCAGCUUCGAAGUGCGACAAGCGCCAUUGAGCACGUCGUCAGCCCAGGCGAUCUUCAGGAUCAAGAAAAAGAGUGGUACUACACAAAAGAUGGAGUCAAGCAGGAUCCCGUCUCCUACACCCGUCUGAAGCAAUUGUACGAAGCAGCAGAGGUGAAGAAUGAUACAAAGGUUUGGGCGCAAGGAUUACCAGGCUGGAUGGAGCUAAAGGAUGUUCCCCAAUUACGUUGGGGUAUUGUGGCAAGUAAAAGCAGUAAACUGCUCACGCUGUCAGAAGUGUCUGGGGUCGUCCUUGACAUCUUUUCACUCCUCUGUGCAGGUUUCCCCUCCAGGGAUGAGCACGGCGCCAUCAUGCAACCCCCUCCGCGGGUAAAGCGCUUCCUUUCAGGUCCACAGGUGCUUCCACACGUUGUGCAAUUACUACUGACCUUUGACCCGGCCCUGUGUGCCCGCGUUCAUUCGCUCUUGUACCUUGUGAUGGAGUACAAUCCGCUCAUGCCCCGCUUCUUCUUGACUGGUGUGUUUUUCUUUGCACUCAUGUACACCGGAUCCGAUAUUCUGCCGCUAUGUCGACUGCUGCAUCUCUCGCAUCGUAGACAGGCAUUUCGGUUGCAACACGACAAUGAGAUUAUAAGUCAAAGCAUCCUUAGCACAAUGCUCCCACCAGCACUCGUGUGCUUUCUAACAAAUCAUGGACCUCAACGGUUUGCGGAUAUUUUGCUUGGGGAAUACGAGACCCCAGAGGCUAUUUGGGGCAAAGAUAUGAGAAGAUACCUUGUGGGGAAGAUUGCCGCUCACGUUGCCGACUUCACACCACGGCUUUUGGGCAACAACCGUGCUGUGUAUCAGUACUGUCCUAUCGUGGGUGUCGUGUACGAGCCGCUGCGAGAUGAACUGUUUUGCUCCCAGUACUACCUGCGCCACUUCUGUGACGAGUUGCGGUAUCCGAAUUGGCCCGUCGAGGACCCUGUCUCCCUCCUCUGCGAGGUGCUGAAGGCGUGGCGGCGGGAGCUUGCGAAGCAGUCAAGUGGUCUCACGCGCGACGGGUGCCUGGAAGAACUUGAGAUUGUUGACCGCACCAACCUGACACCGCAGGUGGUGCGCAAGGCUUACUUUAGGCUUGCCGCGCAGUAUCACCCGGACAAAAACUCGGAGGGGAGGGACAAAUUCGAACGCGUUCAGCGGGCCUACGAAUUUCUCGCUUCCGACGCGAGGGCGUCGAAUGAACCGAACCCGCACAAUGUUGCGCUUUUACUUCGAACGCAGUCGAUUCUGUUUAGGCGAUUUAGUGACGCGAUGAGGGGGUAUAAGUACGCGGGGUAUGGGCUGCUGCUGAAGCUCGUCAGCAUGGAGUACGGCGACCCAGAAAUGCUGCACAAAGAUGUGGUGCUCAUCGAACCCGCGACAGAGUUGUGCUACUUUACUGUGCAAAACGUGCCACUGAACACCGACGAGUUGCAGGAGGAAGGCGGCAUUGAACUCUUGUCAGGUGUCACCCAACGCUGUUUUGAGACGCUUACCCUAAGCGCCACCGACGACUUAAACCAGGUGAAGGUUGCGCGACAUUGCAUGCUUACUUUUUGCGUCGCCGCAGCGUUCCCAGACUGUCGUCGGCAUAUUAUAGCGGAACCUGCCAUCUGUCACCUUGCCGCCAAAGGCAUCGCGUACGAGAAGGCGCCGGCACUCUCUCGCGCCUGUAUUCAGGCCUGCCAGGCUUUCUGUGUAGACGAGACUCUGCAGGAACGGGUUUUAAAAUCUGGUGCCAUUUGGCAUUUGCUGCUUUUUCUCUUUCGCUACGAUUAUACCUUGCAUGAAAAUGGACUUGAGCUUCAGGAAGAACAUCAUACUCAACUGUUUGCAAACAGGGCAGCCAUUUACGCCCUGCAAGCCAUCUAUGCCUUGGCUGGAAUUUGUCCGAGUGACGCAUACCUGCAGACGAAACCCAACGCUGGCAUUCUCCACUUGCUGCAGAAGCUACUGACACCUUACGUUGUGCAACGCAUGCGACUGUUUCCAGGGGGUGAGAAGGAUGUGCUGCAGCUACUCAACAGCAACCACAAGACACCGUAUUUGCUGUGGGACAACACAACACGAGAGGAGCUCAUGGAGGUGCUUAAAGCAAACUCGGAAAAAUGUCGUGAGGCAGGAAUGUUUAGCGAGGAUCUUCCAUCCUUGUCAGACUGCGACGUUCGUUAUUCUGUUCACAGGAAUGAACUUAUUGUCGGGGGAAUGUUUGUGCGUGUGUAUAAUGAGCAACCGAGCUUUGCUGUGGAGGACCCGGUGGCGUUUUGUGGGGCCCUGAUCAAGUUCCUAGAGCAUCAAUUAACAAAUAAUACUACUACCGGUGUCGCCGUAGCGCUGGAAGCUUUGAAAAAUUUGUUAGUUGCUUAUGCAGCACCUGGGGUCUUGAGCACUUUGGCGCAACACGUUGAGGUGUUGAUAAAGGGCUUACUAUAUACCGAUGUUCACGUUAUUGUGAAGUUGCUAGAACUGCUUGAGAAGGCUGCGCUUCAUUGUGAAUGCCUCCAGGCGAUUGGUAAGGUUAACUAUGCCAUGGCAUAUCUCAUCUUGGCGUGGGAUCAUGGUGGUGAGGCGGUGGAACCACGCUGCCUGGCGUUUUUGCGCGCUGCUCUUGCGGAUCGUGGUGUAGUACAGCAAACAUUGGAUCGAGGCCUGUAUGCUGUGCUGCUUCGCAGUUUUGGGACCGCCACCUUGCCAGAGUGUAGAGAUGAUGCUUGUGCCUCUCUUGCAAAGGCCUGUUCAGAUAAGCUGUGUGGACCCAAGAUGUUUCUGCGGGCCUCCAAACUCGUUCCUUCUGUGAUACUUGAAAUGAUGAAGGAAAACACCGUAAACGCCUGCCAGCUGUUUGACACCUGGCAGGAAACACCAGAGUUGGUGUGGACGAGCGAGCGUCGGUCACGCUUUGUGGAGGUGUGUAAAGCAUGUCAAUCUGAUAUUGUGGAUCUACUACGACACGAUCCAACGGCCUAUUGGAAAAUGCCAGAGAACAUUCUCAUGGAGGGAACUGCUGAAUUGCAACUCGGUGGGGUGUACUUGGAGCGGUACCUUAACCAGCCGGGGUGGAAGGUGCGAAAACCUAAGGAAUUCCUUGCAGCACUCUUGGAACGCUUUCUAGUGGAGUGUGGGCGAGCGACGGAGGAACGAAAUGCGGAGGUGAUUUCUCUCAUCGCAGACUCCGGUGUUCGUCUGCUACAGAUGACCCCCACAGUGACCGACUACGUUGUCUCACUUGGGUAUGCGCACAAGUUGUUUAACCUAUUGGAGUUGGGAGACAGGGUGGUCGCGGAGAAUGCCCUGAAAUGGGUGCAUGAGAUCUGUGCCUCUCGCUUCUGCGUCGAGAGUCUCGGGAAUUUUGACCCCGUUUCUUCCAUCCUCAUCUGUCUGCGGGCGCAGGUGCUGCAGCUUCCGCUAAUCAUGGACACCAUGGAUCGACUACUCUCGUGGUCUUCUGAGCUGGCAAACAUGAUCCGACUUGCCCUCCGCAAUCAACUCCCGCAGUAUUUGCUGCAGCUUCUUGAAGAGGGCAUCACACCAGAGACGUGCGGGGACCAAUCACCAGCGGCGGUGCGGGCUUUAAUCAUUAAAACGCUCAAGACGAUGGUGGCCGUCCAGGAUCCUUUCCAUGGCCCCCAGUUGGAGGCUAUCCUUUCUGAAAGCAAAGUCUGGGUAAAGUACAAGAACCAAAGCCAUGACCUUUUUCUCUCUGACACACGCUUUGGCGGAUACUUGGAGGGCCCCCAUAACGCAACUCAGAUGUUGCUCUCGCUCACUGCCGCACCCCUACCAGAUGACAGCAACGGCGAUGAACCUCCACCCCUUUAA
Trypanosoma conorhini is the source of this 6693-nucleotide messenger RNA. RefSeq names its product dnaJ-like protein subfamily C member 13 isoform X2. Gene Ontology annotation, cellular component: endosome membrane. The record is from RefSeq and is a predicted model, not a curated record. Gene Ontology annotation, biological process: regulation of early endosome to late endosome transport; receptor-mediated endocytosis; endosome organization. NCBI's taxonomy places the organism in Eukaryota, Euglenozoa, Kinetoplastea, Trypanosomatida, Trypanosomatidae. Bases 1 to 6693 code for a protein of 2230 amino acids. The transcript has a single exon.